GCUUUACACAGGUGUGGAUCAUGGCAAUGGACUGUAUAGGCUCCAGCGACGCCUUCAAACUGGGGAUUUUAGGAAGCAUUGUUAGGAGGUAAGCGUUUAUUUGGUUUACUUCAGGCACACUGUUCUUCAGAGCAGCAUAUGAUAUCUUAAGCCUAGUCUUGUGUAACUCUGUUACCAAUUCCUCCAUGAGCUAGCAAACAUGUUUCUGAGAGAAAUGUGUCUGUACGUUUGUUGGAACAUGUAGCCUACCGGUACGCAUCAUUUCAUUUAUAUUAAUCUUAUUUUCAUUUCCUGGCAACUUGCAGCUAGAAAAACUUGUCUACAGUACACACCAGCUACUAUGUAAAGAAGAGGUUUAUGGUUUUGGGAGGCAUUUUGGUCCGUGACUUUCUCGCACGAGUGCUUUUGGAACAUAAUGACAUGCUCUGUUUAUUGUUUUGUCAAAAGCUGUAUUGUGGUCUGUAUGAGUGGUUAAGCAGGUAGGCCUACUGGAAGUAAACUGCUUCCCCCUCCCUGAGCCGGGCUACUGGAAUCCAUAGUGGCACGUGUCUCAAGACUUGGCAUCAUAAAGUCUCUGUGGUAUUGCUGGCUGGGUCAGUCAUUUUUUGUCUUAAAAUGACUUGCGGUCUGAGGUAUGCACUCACUCACUGUCAUGUGCAGGCUGACUUGACUGCCUGCCUGAUGUGUGUACAGAGUGUUACCUGUUAAGUCUGCCUCACCCAUGUAGCUGUAGGAUGGAGAGACUAGGGAAAAAGAGGUAGAGAGGGAGGGGGCAUAGACCUGUGAGCCUCGUUGUGGCGUUUCCGAUCCCGGAUUAACUCACUGACGGAGAUGUUGUUGAGCACCUGCCAACUCAGGCCUCGCUUUCCUGCACCACAACACCAGGGAAGGACUGAGGAGAUGGACGCACAGGGCAGAAUGGGACCUACAGGCUAGAUAUCAGGUCAAUAUGUAGAGCAAAGUAGAAAUGGGGUCAGUCAAGGCACUCGAGGCCUCUUUGAUUGAGUUCAACCGUCGGUUUACGCUCUGUAGCCAUUGUGUUGGUAUGUCUGUGUUGUGCUGGCUGCUGUGUGUUUACUGUAUAUAGAGUAUUUAUAGUGUAAGAUCAAGCCGCUCUGGAGGAAGGCUAAAUUCCCCCGAGGAAUGUUUCCAGAGUUCUCAGGGGGUAGAGCUGAGCCAGUUGGUCACACUUUGGCUGCGGUGCCUGAAAUAGGGCUCUGUUGUUUUAAGCCAGGGAACUCCGUGAAACCUUUAAAAUCUGGUGCUUUUGGAGGACUUAGGCCAAACAGGCACGAGAGAGCGCGAAAGGCAGCCAAGUUUCCCCCUGAACAGGUACUGGGACAGAGCUGAGUUUGUCUGGGAUAGUAACUAGGCUAGCUAGAUAGAUGCUGUGGCAGUGCUGUGUUUGUCUGGGGUGGGGGGGGGGGGGGGGGUAGAAGAUACUGUGAUGUAGCCUAGCCAAUCUGGUAAGGUUGUCUUUAAAUGGAGGUUGUACUUGGGAAUGAUGGGUAGGACCAAAUAACUUGUGGUGGUGUUAGGGAUGGGAAAUGUAGACGUGAUAUCUAUGGUGUUUCUGAUGGGACAGGGAGUUAGUGAGGGCUUCUCUUUGGUUUCUGCAGUGUGUGGCCAUACAGGGGUUUGAGGUGUUUGCAGACCUGUCCAAAGCAACAUGAACACAGGCUACAUUCAGCAGCAGCUGAUUGUGUGGUGAGUGCCGAUGUAUCCUCCAGGGUUGAGGUCAAUUGAAAUUGAAAGCAGUCAGUUCAGGAAGUAAACUGAAAUUCCAAUUCAAUAAUUGAAAAAAGGGCACCUAUGUUCAAUGCUUUAAUUCAAAGCUUUUUCCAUUUAUUAAUUUUCAAUUCAAAUCACUUCCUGAAUUGACUGCAUUCCAUUUGAAUUGACCCCAACCAUGGUAUCCUCUGAGUUUGUAUUAACCCACACCUCUCGUCUCUGUGGUUCCCUAGGUCCCUGGAUGCCCCGCGGCACACCGUCCUCGCCCGCCUGCGCACGGCGCCCCCCGAUGGCCGGCAGCUGACCCCGCCCCCUAGGAUGACGGUGAGAGAGCGGCUGCGGGAGAAGAUCUCGGCGGCGUUCUACCGCCAUGGGCUGCUGUGUGCCUCCUAUCCGGUGCCCAUCAUCCUCUUCACCUCCGCCAGUAUCCUCGCCUGCUGGUACGUCUGAGGAACGGGUGUGUCUAUGGGGGGUUCUGGGGAUGGGCGUGUGCAUCUUCAAGAGAUGAUAUGGGAGAGUUCUUGUACUGGUUUCUCUGAACACGUUCAGUGUUGGUUUAAGGCAAGUUGUGAAAUGAUUGUAUAUUUAUUUUUAUAUCAACAUGGGCAGAGGUGAGAUGGUAGGUUAGGAGAAGAGAAGCAGAUGGAUGAAAAGAAGAGGGAAACAACAGAGCUGGGAGAAAAAGGAGCAGACCCUGCAAAACCCAGUCAACUAAAUAAAACAGCCAUAGCCAAACGCAUAACUCAGGACUCGGAACAGAACACACACUUCUCCACCUCAGAGUUCCACACCAGAGGUCAACCCCGUCACAGUUGAAAGGUCACAGCUGAGAAGUCAGGAUAGGAUGGAACGAAUACGGUACAGCAUGGAACCAUGGGAGGCAGCAGUGCAGUGCCAAAAGCACGGCUGGCUGACGGCUGCGCUGAGUGCAGGGAAUUAAAUGGGUGGAAGCAGAGUUAAAAAGAGAGACACAGCAGAGGGCUGUGAGAAAGUGACCCCUGGAGAAUAGGCCUGUCUGUGUGUUCCAGGCCCUCCAUCUGCCUCCCAGGAGGUGGGGGCUCCUGCUGCAAAACAAGAGGCCUUUGUGGCAGUACAGUGACCUUCGAGAGGGAGAGCGAGCGGGAGAGAGGGUGUAGUGUCCUCAAAGAGAAAUCUGUAUCCCGUGGCCCUGGGCCUGACAGGCUGCCAAAGAAACAGGAUGUUAGUGUUAAAGCACUAAGAUACUGAGCAACACUCUCAGUCACAUCACUAUUGUACUGUACUUUGGAACUAUGCAAACUGCACAUUGAUGUGGUGCAGGUCAGGUUACUGAGUCAGUUUUGACAGCGUUUAGUGAAUAGAACACCCAGAAAUGUUUCAUUGUGUUCAGUCCUCACCUGAAAAUCAAUUUCCCAAUAACCUGUUGGAAUCUUUAGUUAAUUAUUCAAGAGGUUUGAAAUGCUUUUGCUCGUCCAUGAAGGUGGACUACAACUUCUCGGCAACAGAGCUGGGUCUAUACCCUUCACAGUGAGGUAGUCUCCUCACGAGGGGUAAUAAAAUAACACAAUUGUAGAUUUCCACUCACAAGGUCCGGAUAUUUCUAGAACUAGGUGGCAAAGAGAUUUUAACUGGCUAUGGUUGGCAUCUUCCAAAUUUGUACCUACUUUCAUCCCUUUGCUGCAAUGUAUUGCCAGGGUGUGAUCAUCAUUUCCAUUCGUGGUAAAGAAUGUACCCAAUGGCCUGACUGAGACAAAUGCAGCACUGUCACUCUGGCUGUUUGUUUUCGCCUCAGUAGCCUCGUAGCUUUCCAUGAAUUUUGGAAGCGCCCUUGAACUUAAUGCACUUGUUGGUUGAUGGUUUUCGUUGUUUCUGUGUGUGUGUGUUUGGGAACACCACCUGUUUUGCAGGGCAAAUGGGUCCUAGAAAGUGGGCCUUUGUAGAAGAAUGAUUGAGUGACGAUGACAACCUGGGAUUAAAGGUUGUAGUUACACAUACAUUAGGGUGGAAUUAGUGGGUAUUAGUUAGACUCAUGUUUUUACAUGAGUGGAUAUGGUAUCGGCAUAUUAAGCACUAAACCCCUUCAAUCCUUUUCUCAUUAAGUGUGUUCAUUCCUGUGUCUGUGUGUGGGCGUGCAAUUGUGCAUGUGAGAGUUAUCGGUCUACUAAAUCUUCUAAAUCUCAGUGUGUUUCAUAAGAGCCAACCUCUUCCCAGGAGAACAGGGGUGUUGGUCUCUAGUUAAUACUUAAUCUGCCAACAAAGGACAGGGGAGGCAGUGGCACUGACUUAUUUUUUCUCUCUUACAGACAUUAACACACUUGCAUACUCAGGGACGCUUAUUUGCUCAUACAUGUAUUAUUACAUACAUUUAACUGUAAGGUAAUGAUAAUUUUGGUAGAGGGUGUGUAUUUUAGUGCUGGGAUAAGAAGUCUCAAUACUCAGGCCUGUAACUAAUAUUCAGACCCAAAUGUAAUGUAUUCUCCACUCCCAUGUGAUCGCCCGUCCUCCCUCUUCUCUCUCCCCCCUCUCUCAGUUACCCCCUGCUGCGGCUGCCUCUGCCGGGGACAGGGCCGGUGGAGUUCACCACACGGGUCCGAGAUUACACCGUCCCUUCCCAUGAGCCCCAGGGAGACCUCGGCGAGCGGCCUGACUGGGUAAGACUCACGGUCAAAAGAUCAACCCACUUCCAGAGCCUACGUGGCUUGAGAUUUGGACUGUUUACAUGGUACAUCUUUCUUUUGUGGAACUCAAUGAAACUAACACCACUAUGUACCAUGUAGUUACCAAUUGCAUUGAAUUCUUUGAAAUACCGUCUGAAAAAGGGACUACAAUAACAAUAACCCAUCCAUCUCUCUGCCCAUGUUUUACAAACCUCUCGCUCUCCUUUUCCUCCAGUAUCAGGGUCCUCCGGUGGCCUACAUCCAGCAGGUCCUGGUGAAGGCAGCUGUGUCUCCCUGGGACAGUACGCUGGUCCCUGUGGACGUGUUCCGCUCCCCACUGGGCCGCGUAUUCAGCCUGCUGGAGGAGAUCCGCAACCAUGUACACAACGACGGGUAUGGGGAAACUACACACACACACAUCCAAUGUCUCUCAGCCGCCUCUAGCUCUCUCUACCUUAAAAUGCACCUUGACUGGACCGGACUUACCUCUCCUCUCUUUGCAGUUCUGGGGUCAGGAGCUUGGAGGCGCUCUGCCUGCAGGUGACGGACCUGUUGCCGGGGUUACGGCGUAUGCAGACGGUGCUGCCGGAGCACGGUUGUCUGUUGGUCUCCCCCGGCAACUACUGGCAGAACCAGCGGGAACUGUUUGACUCUGACCCCGACCUGCUGAAGACCGUCCACCAGCACGAACCCAAAGGACUGCACACCUCUGCCACACUGAGAGGUAGAGAGGGAGGAAGGGGAGGGGAGGGGUAAAUAGAGGGCAGAGCAGAGGAAGUAUCCUUUUGUAUCCCUUUAGCUAAUGCUCAUUGAGCCCCAACUAGAACAUGUGAGCGGAGUUGAGCGGUUGGAAAUCGCGCUCAUCGCUCAUGGAGCGGUGCUUGCGCUCCAUGGCCUUUCCUACCGCUCCAAAUUCGCUCCGUUCAUUAAAAUCACAAUUUAACCAACACCCAUCUACAGUGGGGGAAAAAAGUAUUUAGUCAGCCACCAAUUGUGCAAGUUCUCCCACUUAAAAAGAUGAAAGAGGCCUGUAAUUUUCAUCAUAGGUAUACGUUAACUAUGACAGACAAAAUGAGAUUUUUUUUUCCAGAAAAUCACAUUGUAGGAUUUUUUAUGAAUUUAUUUGCAAAUUAUGGUGGAAAAUAAGUAUUUGGUCAAUAACAAAAGUUUCUCAAUACUUUGUUAUAUACCCUUUGUUGGCAAUGACACAGGUCAAAUGUUUUCUGUAAGUCUUCACCAGGUUUUCACACACUGUUGCUGGUAUUUUGGCCCAUUCCUCCAUGCAGAUCUCCUCUAGAGCAGUGAUGUUUUGGGGCUGUCGCUGGGCAACACAGACUUUCAACUCCCUCCAAAGAUUUUUUUAUGGGGUUGAGAUCUGGAGACUGGCUAGGCCACUCCAGGACCUUGAAAUGCUUCUUACAAAGCCACUCCUUCGUUGCCCGGGCGGUGUGUUUGGGAUCAUUGUCAUGCUGAAAGACCCAGCCACGUUUCAUCUUCAAUGCCCUUGCUGAUGGAAGGAGGUUUUCACUCAAAAUCUCACGAUACAUGGCCCCAUUCAUUCUUUCCUUUACACGGAUCAGUCGUCCUGGUCCCUAUGCAGAAAAACAGCCCCAAAGCAUGAUGUUUCCACCCCCAUGUUUCACAGUAGGUAUGGUGUUCUUUGGAUGCAACUCAGCAUUCUUUGUCCUCCAAACACGACGAGUUGAGUUUUUACCAAAAAGUUCUAUUUUGGUUUCAUCUGACCAUAUGACAUUCUCCCAAUCCUCUUCUGGAACAUCCAAAUGCACUCUAGCAAACUUCAGACGGGCCUGGACAUGUACUGGCUUAAGCAGGGGGACACGUCUUGCACUGCAGGAUUUGAGUCCCUGGCGGCGUAGUGUGUUACUGAUGGUAGGCUUUGUUACUUUGGUCCCAGCUCUCUGCAGGUCAUUCACUAGGUCCCCCCGUGUGGUUCUGGGAUUUUUGCUCACCGUUCUUGUGAUCAUUUUGACCCCACGGGGUGAGAUCUUGCGUGGAGCCCCAGAUCGAGGGAGAUUAUCAGUGGUCUUGUAUGUCUUCCAUUUCCUAAUAAUUGCUCCCACAGUUGAUUUCUUCAAACCAAGCUGCUUACCUAUUGCAGAUUCAGUCUUCCCAGCCUGGUGCAGGUCUACACUUUUGUUUCUGGUGUCCUUUGACAGCUCUUUGGUCUUGGCCAUAGUGGAGUUUGGAGUGUGACUGUUUGAGGUUGUGGACAGGUGUCUUUAAUACUGAUAACAAGUUCAAACAGAUGCCAUUAAUACAGGUAACGAGUGGAGGACAGAGGAGCCUCUUAAAGAAGAAGUUACAGGUCUGUGAGAGCCAGAAAUCUUGCUUGUUUGUAGGUGACCAAAUACUUAUUUUCCACCAUAAUUUGCAAAUAAAUUCAUAAAAAAUCUUACAAUGUUAUUUUCUCUCAAUUUGUCUGUCAUUGUUGACGUGUACCUAUGAUGAAAAUUACAGGCCUCUCUCAUCUUUUUAAGUGGGAGAACUUGCACAAUUGGUGACUGACUAAAUACUUUUUUUCCCCACUGUAUUUUUGUGACUUCCUGGACCUACCAAUUGGUUUUUAAGUAUUGAAACCAAACCAUAUGGAUUUGAAUGAAAAGUAUUUGAAUAAACAUGAAAAGGUGAAUGUAAAAAGCAAACAUCAUUUCAAAUAGGCUACAUGUCAUAUUAAACAGCAUAUAAACACUCUAAAUAGGUCAGGAGCCUAAGAAGGAACGAAAAUGAAUUAUUUAGGCUAUAUUAUUUAUAUUAUUUCAAUUAUUUCAAGGCUGUAGCCUACAAAGAAAUACACUGCUCAAAAAAAUAAAGGGAACACUUAAACAACACAAUGUAACUCCAAGUCAAUCACACUUCUGUGAAAUCAAACUGUCCACUUAGGAAGCAACACUGAUUGACAAUACAUUUCACAUGCUGUUGUGCAAAUGGAAUAGACAACAGGUGGAAAUUAUGGCAAUUAGCAAGACACCCCCAAUAAAGGAGUGGUUCUGCAGGUGGUGACCACAUACCACUUCUCAGUUCCUAUGUUUCCUGGCUGAUGUUUUGGUCACUUUUGAAUGCUGGCGGUGCUUUCACUCUAGUGGUAGCAUGAGACGGAGUCUACAACCCACACAAGUGGCUCAGGUAGUGCAGCUCAUCCAGGAUGGCACAUCAAUGCGAGCUGUGGCAAGAAGGUUUGCUGUGUCUGUCAGCGUAGUGUCCAGAGCAUGGAGGCGCUACCAGGAGACAGGCCAGUACAUCAGGAGACGUGUACUCCAGAGGAGCAGGGGGGUGAUGAGGCCACAAUCAUGGUAAAAUCCAGAGGUGGUAUGAGGGCCGACGUCCACAGGUGGGGUUGUGCUUACAGCCCAACACCGUGCAGGACGUUUGGCAUUUGCCAGAGAACACCAAGAUUGGCAAAAUUCGCCACUGGCCCUGUGCUCUCACAGAUGAAAGCAGGUUCACACUGAGCACAUGUGACAGACGUGACAGAGUCUGGAGACGCCGUGGAGAACGUUCUGCUGCCCCUCAACAUCCUCCAGCAUACCGGUUUUGGCGUGGGUCAGUCUGUGGUGGGGUGGCAUUCUUGUGGGGGGCCGCACAGCCCUCCAUGUGCUCACCAGAGGUAGCCUGACUGCCAUAGGUACCGAAAUGAGAUCCUCAGACCCCUUGUGAGACCAUAUGCUGGUGCGGUUGGCCCUGGGUUCCUCCUAAUGCAAGACAAUGCUAGACCUCAUGUGGCUGGAGUGUGUCAGCAGUUCUUGCAAGAGGAAGGCAUUGAUGCUAUGGACUGGCCCGCCAGUUCCCCAGACCUGAAUCCAAUUGAGCACAUCUGGGACAUCAUGUCUCGCUCCAUACACCAAAACCACGUUGCACCACAGACUGUCCAGGAGUUGGCGGAUGCUUUAGUCCAGGUCUGGGAGGAGAUCCCUCAGGAGACCAUCCGCCACCUCAUCAGGAGCAUGCCCAGGCAUUGUAGGGAGGUCAUACAGGCAGACAGCCUGUAGUCUGGUUUUCCACUUUAAUUUUGAGUGUGACUCCAAAUCCAGACCUCCAUGGGUUGAUACAUUUGAUUUCCAUUGAUAAUUUGUGUGUGAUUUUGUUGUCAGCACAUUCAACUAUGUAAAGAAAAAAGUAUUUCAUAAGAUUAUUUCAUUAAUUCAGAUCUAGGAUGUGUUAUUUUAGUGUUCCCUUUAUUUUUUUGAGCAGUGUACAUUGUGAAGCAUUUGCGAGUGUGACACAAUAGGCUGGUAGGGACAUAAAGGGCUCAGCAUUUAAACAACAUUUUGUUGUAUUAAAUCACUAUAGUCUAUAAAUUGAGCAUAUAGGCUGUGACUUACUUAGAAUUAAAUACAAAUUAAACGAUAAAUGCCUUAUUUGUCUGUCUACAGUGCCUUGAACGAGUUUGGCCAGUCUGUGGCUUCAGGCUCUUGUGAUGGUGCCUGGAGUGCAGGCCAGCAGCAGAGAAUAUCAUUUGCAGAGCCACUGGGGAGGCUAAACGCCCUUUUUGGCCAAUCUUGCCAGGCUGAGCAGAGAUGCAGAGUUGUUUUAAAAAAUGUCUAUAGGUAGGCGUAAAGGUUUUUAGGCAAAAUAACCCAAUCAAAACAGAAAGCUCCUUGAAAGUGGGAAUGUGCCAGGCCUAUUGGGCUAAAAUUAUUUAUGGCUUAUUGUAUAGAUAAUAGAACAAGAAUGAACGAAACUUUUAAGAGAUCUGAUUUUUAGUUUAUAAAUACUUUGCUACAAUGACACUCUUAGUUAUUUACAAACCUUGUUCCUUUCUUUUAGCAUGUGCAUGUAGUAAGUACACCAUCAUGCUUUCGGGAUACGUAUAGCAAAGGGCUAUAGCAGCACACAAGUAGACUACAAAUGCAUGCCCUCAGCUCGUGAAGUAAGCCCGACUUUUUUGGAGCGAAAUUGGAGCGGGCAAGAUGGUCGACGCUCCAUCCUUUGGGAAUCUCGCUCCGCGCUCCAGUCAAAUUGGGCACGCUCCUCACUCCGCUCACGUACUCUGGCCCCAACUAGUGGCAGACUGGUAAUGCUGAUAUUGUUCAAUGCUAAUUGUGUGUGUGUGUGUGUGUGUUUAGACCUGCUGUUUGGCGUCCCGGGGAAACACACAGGGGUGAGUCUGUACAGCAGGAAGAAGGUGGUCACCUACACCAUCACCAUGGUCCUGGGCAGCUAUGACACCAGGUUCCUGUCUAGCCUGCGGGCGCGUCUCCGCCAGCUGCACCCUUCGGUGAACUGCAGCCUGCGAGACGACCACAUGGUGCACGUGCACUUCAAGGAGGAGAUAGGCGUCGCCGAGCUCAUCCCCCUGGUCACCACCUACAUCAUACUGUUCGCCUACAUCUACUUCUCCACACGUAAGCAUCUGACUGGUCUGGACGCCACGGGGGCAUCUCAAUAGUCUGAAGAGGUUCACUUCCCUUCAUCUGCACUGAUCUGAAAGUUGGCUUAGUUUGAAUUAGUUAAAGAUGCAUCCUUCUUUCCAUCCGUGCUUCCUUGAAGUAAUGUGUCCCAUUACUAAGGCUGGUGGGGGCAAUUGGUUUCAAAUGAAAUGCUUUGGGGGCCUCUCCUUUUCUCUGGGAUAUUGUUCCCAGGUGCCCAGUCAAGGCCACAGAGCCAAGGCCCAGAAUAGUGUGUGUGUGUGUUUGACUGAGUCCUAGCCAAGGCUGUUCCUGUCUAGUCCAGGGAUAAUCCCGUAUACAGGAACACUGUAGUCCACCAUAAUGCACAACGAUAAGACUCACCAAUGUGUGCCAACACCAACAAUAUGCUGGCAUACACACACACACACACGUGCAAUCUGUACUGUACACAAACCUCAUUUCAACUAAGAUCUGCAGAAACUCACUCAUGCUCAGAGACAUUCUUCUUUGUAGUGUGGCUGUGUAGCCUCUGUCUAUGCUACCUCUUUCCUUCGUGUGUGUAGCCGCUGUCUAUGCUACCUCUUUCCUUCGUGUGUGUAGCCGCUGUCUAUGCUACCUCUUUCCUUCCAGUGUGUGUAGCCGCUGUCUAUGCUACCUCUUUCCUUCCAGUGUGUGUAGCCGCUGUCUAUGCGAACUCUUUCCUUCCAGUGUGUGUAGCCUCUGUCUAUGCUAACUCUUUCCUUCCAGUGUGUGUAGCCUCUGUCUAUGCUAACUCUUUCCUUCCAGUGUGUGUAGCCUCUGUCUAUGCUAACUCUUUCCUUCCAGUGUGUGUAGCCUCUGUCAAUGCUAACUCUACUUCUUCCUCUCCCCAGGUAAGAUUGACAUGGUGAAGUCAAAAUGGGGCUUGGCGCUGGCUGCCGUGGUAACGGUGCUCAGCUCUCUGCUUAUGUCUGUGGGGCUCUGCACCCUGUUCGGCCUGACGCCCACACUCAAUGGAGGGUAAGAAACACACACACACCAAAAGCAUGCCCACACACUUACUAACUCACACACACACACACUCUAAAAGCCCCUGACCCUCUCCUGCUCAUUGAUCUGUAUGGAUUACUGUGGGACUGCAGAUGUUAAUGUACAGUGAGUGACAGGGGACUCUGUUACCGAGAGCAACAGAUGUGGACUUAAAGGGGAGGCGGGAAUCCUAAGAGGGCGGGGAUAGAUAUUGAUGUGGCGUACCUGGCCAAUCACACCCAGCUUAUUGGAAUGUAGAGGAUGGCGUGACCACCUCACGCCAUCCAAAUCUCACCAACCAUCAACCAAGAUUCCAGGGUCUAUACACACACAUGCACAUAGACCUACAUACCCUCUAUUGUGCAUAUUGACACAAUGGCCACACAAUAAAUCCUGAAGUAAUAACACGUGUGUUUAGUCUUUAUCUUCUGUGGCGUGGUUAUGUUACAUACUGACCUCCAACCCACCAACCCUUAUCUCCACGUGUAGUGAUAGCAUAUCUCCGGUUCACUCUGUCAAACCUUCUUCAUUCGCCCGUUCUCUCUUUCUUCAUCCAUACUCUUGUCUACUACAUGUCCCAGUUUCUAUUUUUAACCAGUGUUUUUAUUUGUGUGACAAAUAUAAUGACCUCAAUCAAAUUGAAAAACCUGACCUCUCUCCCACCCUAACAUCCAAACGUGCAUCUAUCACCUGAUCCACAAAUAAGCACUCUUGAGAGCACUGGUUACUCAAAUGAGAUUAUGAAGUAUUAUUCACAAUAGCCUUGUAAUCAUGUUGUCUCUCCUUGUGUCUCUCUCUCUCUCAGUGAGAUCUUCCCCUAUCUGGUGGUGGUGAUAGGGCUGGAGAACGUCCUGGUUCUCACCAAGUCUGUGGUGUCCACCCCUGUUGACCUGGAGGUCAAACUACGCAUCGCUCAGGGUAAGACUGUGUGGGUUGGUUGGUUGGUUCUUCUAUCCUUGUGGGGACCUACAAAUCCCCAAAACGUCCCCACAAGGAUAGUAAAACAAGGAACAUUAUCCCUUGUGGGGACAUUUCCCACAUCCCCAUGAGGACAAAGGCUAUUUUAAGCUUAGGGGUUAGAGUUACAGGUUAAGGUUAGUGUUAUGGUUUAGGGUUAGGGAAAAUAGGAUUUGGAAUGGAAAUUAAUUUUAGGUCCCCUCGAGUGAAAGCCAAGCAUUUGUUAAUGUGGUAUUGUGUUGUCCCUCUCCAGGCCUUAGUAAUGAGAGCUGGUCUAUCAUGAAGAACAUGGCCACAGAGCUGUGCAUCAUCCUCAUAGGAUAUUUCACCCUGGUGCCUGCUAUCCAGGUAACACACACACACACCAAUCUAUCGCACACUGGCGUAUGAACACAGGUAGACACACACUUUCAUUCACAUAGUAGAGCAUACCGCCACACAACAUACACCCACGCACACUUCUCCCGUGUAAGUUAUGAGUGGCCUGAUGUUUAUUUCUGUGUGUGUUUCCAGGAGUUCUGUCUGUUUGCUGUGGUGGGGCUGGUGUCUGACUUCUUCCUUCAGAUGUUCUUCUUCACCACAGUCCUUUCCAUUGACAUCCGACGCAUGGAGGUGAACACAGGCACACACACACACUGUCAACAGUGCUUUCCUUAGUAAUUAACCGACAUGGAGGAGAGGUCAUAGACACACACACAUUUGCAAUGUGAAGGUGAGGUCUCUUGUGACAUGAGUCAUUUCCUGAGUCGACAGUAUUCAGUAAAAUAUUGACAGUCUCUUUAUCCACCUUGUUCCCCUGUUACGCUCAGACACAUACUCUAACACUAAUCCAUACACAUAUACUCACGUACUUGUACUCUCACACACGUUACACACUCCCACAUGCCCGCACCCUAAAACUGUCCUCUCACACACACAGUUGGCCGAUCUGAACCGGCGUCUUCCGGCCGAGGCGGGGAUGCCACCUCCCAAACCGGGCCCCCUGCGCCCUCGGGAGGCGCCUCCUCCCCCACGGCCCUCGCCCCACACCAUCACCCUGCAGACGCCCGCCUUCAGGAACCUGCGUCUGCCCAAGAGGCUCCGUGUGGUCUACUUCCUGGCCCGCACGCGUCUGGCCCAGCGCUUCAUCAUGGUGAGACUGGGUGGAGGCACUUCCAGAAAAUACAGUUCGUUUAAGUUAGGGUUGCACGAUUAUUUCACAAAAUGUACAGGCUUUCCAGAAAUUAGGAUUGAAAGAUUCCUGAUUUCCUGCUUAUUCCCGUCUGAUUCCGGGAAUCUUCCAACUGGAUUUUUUGGGAAUUUGGGGAAAGUUACCGGACUUUUGCGACCCUAGUUUUACUUAGUCCAGUGUUAACAAAUGCUUGUGUGAAAGGAGGGUGAGUUAGCACUGGGCUAAGAACAAGCAGUGUGAAAAAGCCUUAAGGGUGACUGUCUCAAGGCCUUUUCACAGAGAUUCUGCCUUUUGGGCCGUCGUGUCUGCAUGUGUAACUGUCUGUCUCGCCUGUCAAUAUUUGUCUGUCUCUGUAUGACUGUUUGAACAUUUACAGUACUUCCUUGAAGUAGCUCUCUGUAUGCAUUGACAUGUCCCUGUAUCGUUGUAGGUGGGUACAGUGAUCUGGAUUGGCAUCCUGGCCUACACGGACCCCGCCGGCCUCCGCACCUACCUGGCAACCCAGGUAUCUGAACAGAGCCCCCUGGGGGAGGGCGGGGCCGGGGGUCUGCCCCCCAACCUGGGAGUAGCCCCAGUCUUCCCUGGACCAGGAGGGGACCCCGCCAGCACCCUCAGUGUCCUCCCCGCCCCGGCUGAACCCACCCCGCUUCCAGAGAACCAGUCCCAGGGCCACCAUGGGGCCCCCAGGGAAGGAGUACCCCACCAGGCCCAGCCCCCACCCCUGGUGCCCCAGAUCAGCUGGGGGGCGGAGGAUGAGGAGGGCUGGAGGAGGACUGUCUUUCAGACACUGGCCCUCGCUCUUCAGCUACUAUAAUAUUACACUGGCCAAGAGGUAGGUCAGGGGAGUUGGAAUGAGUUACUGUGUGUGUAUGUGCAUAGUGUGUGUGUGUCACUGUUUACCCUACUGACCAUGCUUUUGGGUUAUGGAUGGGAAGAAAGGUGAAUUCAAUGUCUUAAUGUAGGAAAUGUCAUUUUGUUACCUUUCUGUCCCACAGAUACAUCAGCAUCCUGCCUGUCAUACCCGUCACGCUCCACCUGAGCCCCCGGGAGGCCAUCGAGACGCGUCACCCCCAGGACACACGCCACCCCCCGCCGCCCACCCUCAAAACUAACGACCUGCCCGCAGACCUCACGCUCUACAAGUCAGUACCGACACACUCACACAUGCAACAACCUCUAUCGCCAAGGCCUUCAAACUACAGAUUGACUAAUAUUCCCCCUAAUACCACAAUCUAUGCACUUCAUGUUUUUCAAAUGCACACACCCACACACAGUGCACACCACUUCAAAGUCCAUGCUAAUGCUCUUGUGCAGGCGAAAGGUCAAUGUUAUAGGGAACGGUUAUGGUGUCAAGGCCAAGAGAUUCAGUGAUAAUCCACACAGUCCAAACUCGCAUCUCAUACAGUAUAUGCUCGCAUUUGUCCCACAUAGGAUUGCAAAAUUCCAGAAACUUUCAAUAAACUCCCUGGUUUUCCCAUAAUCCCGGUUGGAGGAUCCUGGAAUCAGGAAGGAGUAAGCAGGAAAUCCAGAAGCCUCCAACCAGGAUUUCUGGAAAACCAGGGAAUUUAUUGAAAGUUCCAGACAUUUUGCAACCCUAGUCCCAGACCUCUCUCCUCUCCCUCUCUUUCUAACUUUGUAAACUAAACAAGGCCAAACAGUCCGUCACUGUGUCGAUGGUUAUCUAAAAAAGAGUUUUUCUCUUAUCUCUACAGUUGACUGGAUAUUGGGCGAGUUCAUUUUUCAUCGGUGCCCCAGGUGGGUGGGAUUUGCACAUUUUAGACCAUUCCAUUGGUCCUAAAGUGAAAUCUCCACCCACCCGGGGCACAGGGCCAUGCAAAACAAACUCCCUCACUGACUCGCAGACUUUGGUCCUAUCUACCAGCUCAUCUGAUUGGCUGUCAGGUUACUCGUAAGAUGUCCGUGGGUUGAUGAUGUCAUGGUGGAGUGGGUGAUGGUUGGUGUGGUUUUUGGAUGGUGUGAAACGGGAUCUCAACUGUGUUUUCCCUAGUUCUAUUUUGUUAGUAGUAGGGGGCAAAGGUUCCUCAAAACAACAGGCAGUACUGCCAACAUCAAUGUUUGUAUUAGAACAAACAGAAUUAGGCAGGGGGGGGGGUGCUGUGUUGCUUGAGAAGUGAGGAUGGAAAUAUUGUUUUAAAAGACCACCAGUGUUUUUCCUGCUGUGUACUACAUCCUUGACCAAUAGCAUAUUAAAAUCGAUCCAACUUUUGAACUUUGUCCACCGUGAUUUGUAACGCUAGGGAAGGUUUUUCAUUGUAAGUGGAAGGUCUGAAUCAUAUUCAUCAGGUCAUGAACAUGUGCUAUUUGCAGCCAGUUUGUGCACACUACAUGGGUGCGUUUCCCUAAGGGGACAAUAAAGUCAGUAUGUACAGGCUGACUCCAUGCAUGAGUGUGUGCUGGACCAGUCAGACUCUGCCGUGGUUUCAGGACUGGUAUUGCAUGUCGAGCUGGUCACACCAGUGCGUCAGGCCCUAUUGUCAUGGCAGUGACGCAUUCUACACUACAGGUGAUUUUGAGGCUUCUGCCUUUACAACCGUCUCUACUAGAGGGACUCACUGGACCCAUUAAAAUGGCUCUGCAUUCUAGACUUUUCUCAUGGGGGAUAAUGAACAGUCAGUCAUGUUAUGUCAUUCUGACAAGCUUAUGAUUUAUGUUGGUACGUAAUUGCGUCAAGUUCACACCUUUCUCAAGGUUCAAGUCUUUCUAUUGUAAGAUGCACUGUGCGGGCUACAAGAUGGUUUGGUCUCCCGGUCAUUAGUACUCUCUGUCUAACUUUCUCUCUCUUCACAUAUUUAACCUGCUCUCUCUCAAUCUCAAUGCAAUCCAAACCAGCGUUAUUGGCACGUAUGGAGAAGGCAUCACAGAGGUUAUUUACCCUCUCUGUCUCUCUCUUUAGGGUAGCAGCUCUGGGCCUGGCAGCAGGGGUUCUGCUGGUGCUGCUGCUCUUCUGUCUCUACCGGGUCCUCUGUCCCCGCAACUACGGCCAGAACGGCGUGGCCCACGGACGCCGUCGCCGCGGUGACCUGCCCUGCGACGACUACGGCUACUCGCCACCCAUCAGCGAAAUCUCCCCCCUGCUGCUGCGUGGACACAGCAUGGUGAGAGACUGGGCGCACACAAUCGGACACAAAUACCAUUGUUUAUUUGCGUGAAUAUUUACGAGUAUCUCUCCUCUGCAUUCUCUCUCUCUCUCUCGCUCUCUCUCUAGGAUAUAGAGUGUCUGGCGAGUGAUGGAAUGCUGUUGGCCAGUUGCUGUCUGGCAGGACAGAUCCGUGUGUGGGACGCUCAGACUGGAGACUGCCUCACCGUCAUUCCUAAACAUGGGUAAGACAGGUGCAAACAUACCACAUACAGAGCUAUGGACAGUUCAUGCUUGUGUUCAUGCAUAGUGUUUCUCUUUUUUGGCCUGCCACCACCCACCUCUUCGGAGUACAACUUUUAUUAUUUGAAUAAUAAAUGUACAAUAUUAACUUUACAUAUGUAAGUACAAGUCAUUAGAUUUAUUUUUUCAGUAUAGUAUUCCUCUGUGUUCAACCUUCUUCCCAUUCCCAUGUCCUUUAUUUCUUCCUACAUAGUCUUCCCUCCUGUUCUAUAUGCAUAUCCAGCCUUCUAGCCUGAACGCUAAACUGUCUCUCUCUGUCAGCCUGCGGCGGAGUAGCAGCAGUGGCUGCUGGCAGCAACGGGAUGGAUGGGACGCUGUGGGUGUGGCCGAACCUGAGAACCUGGGGAGCGGGACAGAACCAGGGGGCGGGGUUUUUGACGAGGACGAGGGCUACCCCCUCAGGCGGCGGAGCACCCCACGCCCGGCCCUCUUUGAGGAUCAACCCGACCUCACCCCCCUCAUCGACACCAACUUUGACUCCCAGCCCCCCUCCCACCUUCUCCUCACCCCGCCCAGGGAUGGCUUUGACUUCGGGGGGCUGGUGGAGAGGGCCUACCUGGAGCACGAGCCUCCUGCCUCCUACCCCUCCCCCUCGCCCCCGUCGGGACCCGCUCCCCAGAGGAGACGCAGCCUGGGGUACAUCCAGCCCCCUGCUCCACAGGGCCAGGGAACCCCGGACUGGGAAAGCGCUGUGUGGGCCAUGGAGCUCCGGGGGAACCUCAUCGCUGCUGGGAGGAGCAGCGGCAAACUGGAGGUGAGACCCAAUCCCAAAUCAACCCCUAGCCCCUACCCCGUCACUAGACACUUUAUGAUGCUCCCUUGUAGAACAGAAAUAAAUAACUGAAUGGGUGUAGAGGGAGUGGAUGAGAUGGGAAGGCGCAGGGGAAGUGGGAAGAGAGGGGGUAGUCAAGCAGGAAACAAUAUUUGCAAGAGGAGAGAGUACAAAUGACCUGGACUAACCUGUACCCCGUACAUUGACUCGGUACCGGUACCCCCUGUAGAUAGCCUUGCUAUUGUUAUUUUAUUGUUACUUUUAUUUUGUACUUUAUUUUAUUUUGUAAAUAUUUCUUGAACUGCAUUGUUGGUUAAGGGCUUGUAAGUAAGCAUUUUACGGUAAGGUCUACACCUGUUGUAUUCGGCGCAUGUGACCAAUAACAUUUGAUUUGAGUCGGAGAAAUUGGCACAGAGAAAGCCAGGGCAAGUGCACUAAUGUGUGAUGUGUGGUUAGCUGUGGGACGCUGUGGAGGGCUCGUUACGCUGCAGUAAUGAAGAUGGCGUCUCAGGGAUCACGGCCCUGGCCUUCCUCAACAACAGGAUCGUGGCGGCCAGACUCAACGGCUCUCUAGACUUCUUCACUGUCGACAUCAACAAGCCUCUGGGCUUACUGCAGUACAGAGGUGAGCACACACACUGUCAACAUCAACACGCCUCUGGGCUUACUGCAGUACAGAGGUGAGCACACACACUGUCAACAUCAACAAGCCUCUGGGCUUACUGCAGUACAGAGGUGAGCACACACACUGUCAACAUCAACACGCCUCUGGGCUUACUGCAGUACAGAGGUGAGCACACACACUGUCGACAUCAACAAGCCUCUGGGCUUACUGCAGUACAGAGGUGAGCACACAUGAUGUCAAUAUCAGUCCCCUGUAGGUCAGUUGGUAGAGCAUGGUGCUUGCAACGCCAGGGUUGUGGGUUCAUUUCCCACGGGCGUCUGCUAAAUGACUAAAAUGUCAAAUGUAAUAUACACUGAGUGUACAAAACAUUAGGAACCUGCUUUUUCCAUGACAUAGACUGACCAGGGGAAUCCAGGUGAAAGCUAUGAUCCCUUAUUGAUGUCACUUGUUAAAUCCACUUCAUUCAGUGUAGAUGAAGGGGAGGAGACAGGUUCAAUAAUGAUUUUUAAGCCUUGAGACAUGGAUUGGGUUUGUGUGCCAUUCAGAGGGUGAAUGGGAAAGACAAAAUGGUAGUGAACGGGGUAUGGUAGUAGGUGCCAGGCGCACCGGUUUGACUGUGUCAAGAACUGCAACAAUGCUGGGUUUUUCACGCUCAACAGUUUCCUGUGUGUAUUAAGAAUGGUCCACCACCCAAAGGACAUCCAGCCAACUUGACAAAACUGUGGGAAGCAAGAGAGUCAACAUGGGCCAGCAUCCGUGUGAAAUGCUUUCGACACCUUGUAGACGAGUUGAGGCUGUUCUGAGGGCAACAGGGGGUGCAACUCAAUAUUAGGAAGGUGUUCCUAUAAUAUUUUGUACACUCAGUGUAUGUCUGUAAUACGCUUGGAAAGUCGUGUCACAAUCGGUAAAAUGUCAACACAACUGGAGUCACCUCGCCAUUUCUGGAGACAUGUUAUUGACAGGGCAGCGCUAUGGUAGCUAUCAAUAGUGUAGUUAACUAAUUGUCAAGUAAGGUGUCUCCAGACGUUUACUUUCUCAACGUUUGUGACGUCUUAACUUUCAGCGCGUAUUAACUCUAGACAUCUGUAAUGAGUGUGUUUAUUAUCUAUAUUGACUGUGUUCUGUGUGGUGCCAGGUCCCCCCGGGCGUUGGUAACAUGCCACCCUCGCCCUGCUACAGCAGUGAGGAUGUGAUCUCAUGCCAGCUGACGCGCUCGGUGCAGUGUGCCCACCAGAAACCCAUCACAGUGCUUCGAGCCGCUGCCGGCAGAGUGGUCACGGGCAGCCAGGACCACACCGUCAGGGUGAGUGAGAACACAAACACACACAGAAACACGCACACAGAUGUACAGAAACACACACACACACACAUACACACACAUGGUUAGCUGUGGGACACUGUGGAGGGCUCGUUAUGCUGUAGUAAUGAAGAUGGCGUCUCAAGGAUCACGGCCCUGGCCUUCUUCAACAACAGGAUCGUGGCGGCUCGUGUAUAUCAUUCACCAACUUUUUGCAUGAUAAAACAGAAUAAAAUCAACACUCACUCACACACACUAAAACCCUGCUGUUUGUCCCUCUGUGUCAGGUGUAUCGUCUGGAGGACUCAUGCUGUCUCUUCACCCUCCAGGGCCACUCUGGGGGAAUCACUGCCAUCUAUAUAGACCAGGUUAGUCAAUGGUACAGUCUGUGUCCCCCCCACCCCAUCGGGACAGUCCGAUGGUACAGCCCUGUCCCCCAAAGCUGUGUUCCAAUGGCUAAACUCUUGUCUGGCUGCAUUCCAACCCAAAACCUGCUCCCUUGAUGAAUUGCCCCCAGAAGGAUAGUUAUGCAACAUAGCAAUGGGCUCACCAUGCUCCUAAAAUUCCACCUUUUCCGAACCUUCUAUACCAGUCUUGGUGGGUGUGCAGGAGAGUCACUAAGGCACAGGCAGCACAAUUCUGAUAUUUUUAUCCACAAAUUGGUCUUUUGACCAAUCACAUCCAAUCUUUUCACAUCAGAUCUUUUUCAGAGCUGGUCUCAUUGGUUAAAAGACCAAUUAGUGGAAAGUAAUACGAAUUGGGCUGCCUGUGUAAACGCAGCCUAAGAUGCUCCUUUCGAUCAAAAUCCAUUCGACUGUAAGCCCCCCUUACUAGGGCACAUCGUAGCAAAACUUUUUGCAACGGAAAAUUAGGAUUUCUUAUGAACAACUCCAGGUAGUCCCUCCCCAUAGCAGUCCACUUUUUUCUGUUUGUACUUAAUAUGACCCAUGUGAAGUAUCAGUCAUUAUGUGGUGUUGCAGACCAUGGUUCUGGCCAGUGGGGGGCAGGACGGAGCCAUCUGUCUGUGGGAUGUGCUGACGGGCAGCCGGGUGAGCCACGUGUACGGUCACCGUGGCGACGUGACCUCGCUGGUGUGCACCACAUCGUGCGUGAUCAGCAGCGGCCUCGACGACCUCAUCUGCAUCUGGGACCGCAGCACGGGCAUCAAGCUCUACUCCAUACAGCAGGUGGGUCUCUGUGUGUGUGUGGAUCAUUUGGGAGAAAUCUGGUAAACUUCUCUCCUGUUAUUCAAUGAUAGUUUAUGCUUUUAUGCCUCUUCACCUGCUCUCCAUCCCAAUGUUCCCUUCUUUCUCUAAACCUAACCUGUCUCCCCCCUCUCUCUCUCCCAGGAGGUGGGCUGCGGGGCCAGUCUGGGGGUGAUCUCUGAGUCUCUCCUGGUGACAGGGGGCCAGGGCUGUGUCUCCUUCUGGGACCUGAACUUCGGGGACCUCCUCCAGACGGUCUACCUGGGCCAGAGCAGCGACGGCCAGGGGGUCCGCCAGCUUGUGGUGCUGAACAACGCCGCCAUUGUCUGCGACUUUGGCUCCGAGCUCAGCCUGGUCUACGUGCCCUCUGUGCUGGAGAAGCUGGACUGAGCAGGAGCAGAACUAGGACAGGCGCCACACAGUGGCCUGGAGGAGUAGAUGAAAUGAUCAGUACUGACAAUGGGGAUACAUGCAAACUCAACUCUUUUUGGCUCUUUUCGCUACACUACACUGCAGUUGGACAAUCUUCUUGGAAAGAGUUGACGUGAUUGGCUUAUUUCGAUCGCUAGUACUUUCCCCGAUUAGGUGGGAGGGCAUUUUUAUAGCAAUACAUAACAAUUUUUAUAAAGCUAAUGUCUGGUUGGAGAGACAUGCACAGAUGGUCAACCUGCCACAGGGUGAGGUCUGUCUGAACAGAAAGAUGACCCUUGAACUUGUUAGUAGCUCAGGGGGUUUGU
Coregonus sp. 'balchen' is the source of this 20908-nucleotide messenger RNA. NCBI's taxonomy places the organism in Eukaryota, Metazoa, Chordata, Actinopteri, Salmoniformes, Salmonidae. The record is from the annotation of a GenBank genome assembly.